AUGAAGGUCUGCAACCUGAAUCAGGACUUUUACAAGGUGAUCCAAGAAGACCGAAUUCCGCAGCACCACAUCUUCAUGACGAACCCACCAUACUCCUCAGAUCACGUACCGCGGUGCCUAGAGUUCUGCAGAAAGUCGAUGAAGCCUUGCCUCCUGCUGCUUCCAAACUGGGUGGCGAAGAAGCCGUACUUCUUCGAAAUGUUCCAGCAGCGGAUGGAGGACAUAUUCUUCAUAGCUCCGGUGCAAAGAUACACUUACAUCAUGCCUCCCGAUCUGGUGCCGGAGUCUCGCAAGCCAGCUUGGGUGGGGGAGGAUGGCAAGACAUCACCGUUCCAGUCAUCAUGGUACGUCAUCGUACCACCAGAACUUGGACCGGCGAAGAUUUACGACCGGUUGGAGUCUGAUAUGAAAAAGACAGGGCCGUUUGACUGUGUCUUGGCCAGGAAGCUGCAGGCAGUGAAGUGGAAGCUGAAGAAAGUUGGGUCUCGUGAAAUGCCCAAGCCCAUGGAUCAUUGGAGUCGCGCGGCCAGCUUGAUGUCGCGUGAUAUGCAAAGGAAGAGCGGACGGAAGUUGCCCAGCAUAGGCGGUUGGUUGCUGCUUCUGCAGAGUCUUUUUGCGAAUGUUGGCGCAGGAUGUGAGUACUUGAAAAAUCUAAGGCCCAUCAGGCAGGAAAGCAAGGUGCCGGUGCAGCCACCGAGCUUUCAGUCAGAUGGCUUCAGUGAGCAGGUUACCGAGCUCCUGGAAUUAAUCACGCCGUCGGAGGCAUCAGAGCGAGUUGCAAAAGAGCUUGCGGCCUACACUGAAUCGAUAAUACAAGAAAUGCUCCCUGGAGCUUUGGUGGAAGGUUUCGCCAAUGCCGACAUAUUGCGAGGCACCGCCUUCGGGGUAGCUGUCCCCGAGAUUGACUUGGUUGUAAAUGCUGAUCCAGAGUGUCUGGAACGGCAGCUGCAAGGUCGGCUUGCCAAAGGAGGAGUUCACAAAACUCGUAUGGAUGCACGGAAAAUGCAGAAGUCCGCUAUCCGGGCAUGUACAGAUCUUCUCGUAGCUGCUGGCGGCUUCAAGUUCCGCCGAUCUGCUUUCCGCUGCGAGGAACCGAAGGUUACACUAAUGGGACCAUCCACCAUGAGUGUCUCUGGCCAAGGCAUCCCAGUUGAUUUCUCUGUCAACUGUGCCACUCCAGGCUGCCACGCUGCGCUGGUGUCAGCAUGUGGAGGGAUGGAUGCCCGCUCCAGGGGGCUGAUUCUUCUUGUCAGGCGAUGGUCAAAAGACCGUGGGGUGUGCCACGUGGCUCGAGGCCAUCUGUCACCCUAUGGAUGGACUCUUCUGGCAAUCUUCUACUUGCAGGCGCUGUCCUGA
Molecule: messenger RNA, 1356 nt
Organism: Symbiodinium natans
Lineage: Eukaryota; Dinophyceae; Suessiales; Symbiodiniaceae
Source: the annotation of a GenBank genome assembly